GGUCAAAGCCAGAGUGGAGGCCACGGUCCAGGGGGAGGCAAGAAGGAUGACAAGGAUAAGAAAAAGAAGUAUGAGCCUCCAAUUCCCACUAGAGUUGGUAAGAAGAAGAAGAAGACCAAGGGACCAGAUGCUGCCAGCAAACUACCAUUGGUCACCCCUCACACUCAAUGCCGCCUUAAGCUGCUGAAGCAGGAGCGAAUCAAAGACUACCUACUGAUGGAGGAGGAGUUUAUCAGGAACCAGGAGCAGAUGAAACCCCUAGAAGAGAAACAGGAGGAGGAGAGGUCAAAGGUGGACGACCUGAGAGGGACUCCCAUGUCUGUGGGCACCCUGGAAGAAAUCAUUGAUGACAACCACGCCAUCGUUUCCACCUCAGUGGGAUCAGAGCACUACGUCAGCAUCCUGUCUUUUGUGGAUAAGGAUCUGCUUGAGCCAGGUUGCUCUGUCCUGCUCAACCACAAGGUUCAUGCUGUGAUUGGGGUGCUGAUGGAUGACACUGAUCCCUUGGUGACAGUGAUGAAGGUGGAGAAAGCCCCACAAGAAACCUACGCUGACAUCGGUGGACUGGACAAUCAGAUCCAGGAGAUCAAGGAGUCGGUGGAGCUGCCUCUUACACAUCCAGAGUAUUAUGAGGAGAUGGGCAUUAAGCCUCCUAAAGGUGUCAUCCUGUAUGGCCCACCUGGCACAGGUAAAACGUUGCUCGCUAAGGCCGUAGCCAAUCAGACAUCGGCCACCUUCCUGCGUGUGGUGGGCUCAGAGCUGAUCCAGAAGUACCUGGGAGACGGACCCAAGCUGGUCCGAGAGCUCUUCAGGGUGGCAGAGGAACACGCGCCCUCCAUCGUCUUCAUCGAUGAGAUCGAUGCCAUUGGCACUAAAAGGUAUGACUCUAACUCUGGAGGUGAGAGGGAGAUCCAGAGGACUAUGUUGGAGCUGCUCAACCAGCUGGACGGCUUCGACUCGCGGGGAGACGUGAAAGUUAUCAUGGCCACUAAUCGGAUAGAAACCCUGGACCCAGCCCUCAUCAGACCCGGGAGAAUCGACCGAAAGAUCGAGUUUCCUUUGCCGGAUGAGAAGACCAAGAGGAGGAUCUUCCAGAUCCACACCAGCCGCAUGACAGUAGCAGAUGAUGUCACCCUUGAUGACCUCAUCCUGGCUAAGGACGACCUAUCAGGAGCAGACAUCAAGGCCAUCUGCACAGAGGCCGGCCUCAUGGCUUUGCGAGAGCGCCGUAUGAAAGUCACCAACGAAGACUUCAAGAAGUCCAAGGAGAACGUCCUGUACAAGAAGCAGGAGGGCACACCAGAGGGGCUUUACCUUUAACCCUUAAACUUUUUAUGUUUCUCUCACCACCAUCCCCCUCACCCCUCCACCUCUAUCUAUCGCUGUGUGAAAGAGAGGAGGCAGCAGUUGAGUUGUCUGUCUCCCCCAGAGAGAGUUUUGAUAUAUUUUGUGCAUGUCAUGUCUGGCUUAUCCCACUCUCCUGUUACCGUUAUAUGUUAAGACAGUAAAUAAAUUGACAAAAAAAAAAAAA
Seriola aureovittata is the source of this 1531-nucleotide messenger RNA. RefSeq names its product proteasome 26S subunit, ATPase 1b (gene psmc1b). Gene Ontology annotation, molecular function: proteasome-activating activity; ATP binding; ATP hydrolysis activity. The record is from RefSeq and is a predicted model, not a curated record. Gene Ontology annotation, cellular component: proteasome regulatory particle, base subcomplex. Gene Ontology annotation, biological process: proteasome-mediated ubiquitin-dependent protein catabolic process. The coding region runs from base 217 to 1320 and encodes 367 amino acids. NCBI's taxonomy places the organism in Eukaryota, Metazoa, Chordata, Actinopteri, Carangiformes, Carangidae. The transcript is spliced from 10 exons.